Messenger RNA from Ipomoea nil (Japanese morning glory), 2452 nucleotides. Its product is annotated as 2-succinylbenzoate--CoA ligase, chloroplastic/peroxisomal. The transcript has 9 exons. The record is from RefSeq and is a predicted model, not a curated record. Bases 230 to 2020 code for a protein of 596 amino acids. Gene Ontology annotation, molecular function: medium-chain fatty acid-CoA ligase activity. Gene Ontology annotation, biological process: fatty acid metabolic process. Lineage: Eukaryota; Viridiplantae; Streptophyta; Magnoliopsida; Solanales; Convolvulaceae.
UUCACAGCCUCACAGGUGUUGUAUUGGGUCUACGUUCCAAUUCGUCCAACUUCUUGCUGUAACGUAAUCCGUAUCCAAGAAGAUAAGGAGAUAUCUAAGAGUUCAAACCAGCCUUUCAAACUAUCUUUGCAUGCAUUGCACAAUGAUCUGUUGAUUUAUUGCUUUUGGAAGGAGGGUGUGCAAUUCCCGCUUUUUUUUUCUUUUCUUUUUUUUUUUUUUCUCCAGAGAAAUGGCAAAUUACUCGAAGGCCCACAUCUGCCAGUGCUUGAGCCGCGUCUCGACGGUCCGCCGGAGCUCGACGGUUACAGUGGCCGGAGACAGAAGGAAGACCGGCGCACAGCUUGUUGAGGGAGUUUUGAGCCUGGCGCGUGGGCUUCUUCAGCUUGGCCUGAAGCCCGGUGACGUGGUCGCCAUUUGUGCUCUCAACAGCGAUUUGUAUUUGGAGUGGCUACUUGCUGUUGCAUAUGCUGGAGGAAUAACUGCUCCACUCAAUUAUCGUUGGAGCUUGGAAGAAGCAAUGGAGGCAGUGGAGGUGGCAAGACCUACAUUAUUGGUCACAGACUCAAUGUUUAAUUUCUGGCAUUCCAAGCUCCAUGCAGAUUCUAUACCUUCUCUGAGAUGGCAUGUCUCAAUGGAUGUUCCUUUUGGAGUGAAAAGCACUUGGACUGGCUUGACUACCGAAAAGCUUACGAAACAUUUUGAAAAAUCUCUAGCAACUAAUUACCUUUGGGCACCAGAGGGAGCUGCUAUAAUAUGCUUUACCUCAGGUAUGCCUCAUGUUUUAAUAUCUCUUUUUCCAAGUGUUCUACAAGCCUACUUAUGUAAUCUCUUAUGCUCUUUCUACAUGACAAUAGGAACCACUGGCAGGCCUAAGGGAGUUACUUUAAGCCACUCUGCUCUGUUAGUACAGUCCCUCGCAAAAAUCGCAAUUGUUGGUUAUGGAGAGGAUGAUGUGUAUUUACACACGGCUCCACUUUGCCACAUUGGUGGAAUAUCAUCAGCUUUGGCUGUGUUAAUGGCUGGAGGUUGCCACAUCUUAAUACCCAAGUUCGAUGCUGGAUUGGCUGUUGGAUCCAUUCACCAACAUCAUGUCACCUCUCUAAUUACUGUCCCAGCUAUGAUGGCUGAUCUAGUUUCAUUUUACAGCAGAAAGGGGGCACCUGAAGGGUCAGAAACUGUGAAGAAGAUUCUUAAUGGGGGUGGGGCCCUUUCAGUUGAGCUUAUCACUCAUGCAGCUACAAUUUUUCCAAGAGCUAAACUUCUCUCUGCCUAUGGGAUGACAGAGGCAUGCUCUUCACUGACAUUCAUGACUCUCUAUGAUCCGACAAACAAAAGUGUUAGACAGCAGCUUCAGUUAAACGAUGUUAGAAACUCCAAUUUGGCACGGCAACCAGAGGGCACCUGUGUUGGAAAGCCGGCUCCACAUGUUGAAUUAAGAGUUUGCGCAGAGGAUUAUUCAUCUCAUAUUGGGAGGAUACUAACACGAGGCUCCCAUGUCAUGCUGGGAUACUGGGGUCAAACUUCUAACAAAACUUCCGAUCUUGCUGGUGAAAACUGGCUUGACACGGGUGACAUAGGGCAAAUAGAUAACCAUGGCAACGUCUGGCUCAUUGGGCGAUCUAAGGGUCGUAUCAAAAGUGGAGGAGAAAAUGUUUAUCCUGAAGAAGUGGAGGCUGUCCUGUCACAGCAUCCCGGGGUUUCUGGGAGCGUUGUUGUUGGAGUUCCAGAUUCUCGGUUGGGAGAGAUGGUUGUCGCUUGCAUUCGGGUCAAAGGCAAUUGGUUGUGGGAUGAUUUGAGUUCCAAUCCUUCAGUUAGUGACACGGGAAACUACCUGUCUGGUCACAUCCUCCGGUGCUUCUGUAAAGAAAAACAGUUGACUGGGUUUAAAGUACCAAAAAGAUUUAUUUUGUGGAGGAGGAAUCAAUUUCCAGUGACUUCUACUGGCAAAAUAAGAAGAGACCAAGUCAGAAGAGAGCUCAUGUCUAAUAAUAUGCAGUUGAUGAUAUCCAGCAAGUUAUAGCGCACAGUUGUUUGGAGCAGAGACAGUAACAACAGAUUACACUGGAUGGAAGGAGGGAGGAAGGGUUUUUUUUUUUUUUUAACAAGAAAAAUGAGUUUUCAGAAUACAAAAAAAACUAUGGUAAACACGCUCGAUUGGGCAUUGCUGUUGCGCUCCAUGUGAGAAAUGCGUGCCUUUUUCAUAUUUGGUGGAGCCUACUUCAGAGACUAAAAAUCAAUUCUUGUAGGAAGUUCUCACCUACCUCUUCUCUCUCUUUUACUUCAGCUAAAAUCCCCCAAAAAACUGAGUAAAAAUUACUAUUGUAGUUGUUCUUAUCUGCCACAUUUUUUUUUGUUGUUGUAAUCAUAGCGAAAAUAUUGAGUUAAUUUUGUACUAAUCCAUUUAUGCAAGAGUGCAGAGGAACACAUAGAUUCGGUUGGGGUUUUGGGAUUA